AAAAGAACCAAAAUGGGGAAAAUAAGGUGAAUUUUGAUAAUUCCGAGGCUCCCUCUAUAUAUACUGAAAAAAUGCAGACUCUUCCGCAAAGCGAAGAUAGUCCAAUCUUGGAAGACGGUUCUCAUUCUUAGGAGCAAACGGAGCUAGACACAACCACUUUCUUCUCCAGUCUCCUUCUUUACUCAGACCAGUUACCCAAUCUCUAUUUAUUUCUUCCCAUAAAAUUAGGGUUCUCAAUUCUUUCCUUCUCUGGGAGAUAAAUUUGGAUUCUUUUUAGAUUUUUUGGCUCUCUGGCCGCAAGAUUGGGUUUGUUGGCUGUUUGGGUAGUGAAAAAAAUCUGAUUUUUGGGGCUUUCUGAAAGGAAGGUGUACACAGCAAUGGCUAGGUGGAAGAAGGGUGAGGGGUUGGGGUUAGGGUUGGUGAGGAGCCGCUCGUUUGGGAGGAAAAGAGUUGCCUUGCCAAUUGCUGCUGCUAUAAUGGAAGAAGAUGACCAUAAUGGAGCUUUCAUUUCCACCACCGACUCCUCCCCUCCAAAGAGACAUUGUUCCGAGGUUUCAUUUCCUGCUUGUCAAAAGUCUGUUCUUGAUGCUUUGCCUCAGGAUGUUCUGAUCAGAAUAGUUUGUGGGGUGGAACAUGAUGAUUUGAAGAGACUGUUUCAUGUGUCCAAGGGAAUCCGAGAAGCGACCUUGGUUGCUAAGAAGUGGCAUUUCGAGU
Messenger RNA from Cuscuta epithymum, 714 nucleotides. The record is from the annotation of a GenBank genome assembly. NCBI's taxonomy places the organism in Eukaryota, Viridiplantae, Streptophyta, Magnoliopsida, Solanales, Convolvulaceae.